Arabidopsis lyrata subsp. lyrata is the source of this 1454-nucleotide messenger RNA. Its product is annotated as putative FBD-associated F-box protein At5g56410. NCBI's taxonomy places the organism in Eukaryota, Viridiplantae, Streptophyta, Magnoliopsida, Brassicales, Brassicaceae. The transcript is spliced from 3 exons. The record is from RefSeq and is a predicted model, not a curated record. Gene Ontology annotation, molecular function: protein binding.
UUUUAACAAAUUGAAGGAUUUUCUAGGGUUUGGUUCCCUUGGUCGUUUCAAUUAUUCUCUUUGGUUCCGUUGGUCGUUUCAGUUAUUCUCUGCGUCUCUACCUUUGGUUGUUACUGUUUUUCUGUGUGGCUCAUACUCAAGUUUCUUGGGUGGGUUUGUGUACGUAAGAUAUGGACAAAAUCAGUGGGUUUUCUGAUGAUGAAUUGCUCGUGAAGAUCUUAUCGUUUCUUCCAACAAAAGUCGCUGUAAGCACGAGUAUUUUGUCAAAGCAAUGGAGGUUUCUUUGGAUGCGGGUGCCAAAACUUGAGUACGAUGACACCAUCAAUUGUGAUAUGGAGAAAAACAAGAGGAUGCAGCUUUUUAUUGACAGGAAUCUGCCAUUACAUAGAACUCCCGUAAUAGAGAGCUUGUGUCUCAAGUCUUCCUGUUCAUCGUUUCAACCUAAAUAUAUCAAAUUUUGGGUUGACAUUGCAGUUUCACGGUGUUUGCGUGAGCUAAGUGUUACUUUUUAUAUGAGAAAAUUGAGGACCUAUGCAUUACUGCCGAGUAGUUUGUAUACUUGCAAAUCUCUAGUGACAUUGGUACUGAAAUACGAGAUUUUCGUGGACGUUCCUAGCAUGGUUUGUCUCCCCUCCUUGAAAACUUUGCACCUUCUAGGUGUGAUAUAUGCAGAUGAAGAAUCUCUUCAACGGCUUUUAUCCAACUGCUCUCUUCUCGAAGAUCUGGUUGUGAAACGAUGUAGUAGUGACAAUGUGAGAAAUUUUGCUGUGACCAUCCCAUCAUUGCUAUCAUUUGAGAUUUCUGAUGCGUGUACUUCUGAUGAGUAUGUGAUAGACACUCCUUCUUUGAAGUAUUUCAAAGCUAGGUUAUUUAGUAAGAGUCUCUCGUGUUUAAUUGUGAAUAUGCCUAAGUUGGAAGAGGCCGAUAUCGCUCUUCGUGGAUCUCCUGAUGUCAAGAAGCUUCUCAAGUCUGUCUCUUCUGUCAAACGUCUUUCGUUUUUCUUACAAGUCAAAAAUGUAGAGGUAAUGCAGGAUCAAUAUGGUGAUGAUUUUAUCUUUAAUUAUGAGCUUGAGCAUCUCAAGUUUCGCAUAAGUAAAACAUAUUGGUCCAAGUUACUAUUCUGGUUACUCAAAGGUUCUCCCAAACUACGUGACUUCGAGCUCAGUGCAAUAUUUGUACGAGAUAGUAGGGAUACAUUGGUUUGUUGGAAGCAAAUGAUUGAUGUCCCUCAAUGUUUGUUGUCGAGUCUCCAAACUUUCAAGUGGACAACUUACUGGCCAACAGAAGAAGAGAGAGGUUUGGCGACAUAUAUCUUGGAAUAAUCUUGCGGAUUAAAGACUGCGAGAAUCUUGAUUGCUUCAAAGUUGGAUCCACAAAAGAAGCUUGAGAUGAAGAAUGAGUUAUUUUCUUCCUGUGGUUCAACCACAUGCAACAUCAACCUCGUAUUCAAUUGA